ACAUUGCGCCGGCAAUUUACAUUAGCGUUUGUUUUUAUUUUUUGAAAGAGAUUUACUUGUUUUACUUGAUGGCCACUCUUUGCUUGGACUUUCUCGGCUUUCAGGAAGCCCUGAAGAAGAUGCGAGAUGUGGACGACAAAAUUAUAUAUGCACUGAACGCCCUGCCCACCGACUCGUUCAAGGGUCAGGUCAACAGCGAGAGCACCUGCCGCGAUCUGUACGCCAAACUCCAGCAGUCGCACCAGUCCCGGCAAGACAGCAUACGUAGUUGCAUAACCUUAUCGGCCACAAAUCUGAAGCAGCUGCGGGAGAACCGGGAGGCCCAACCGGACGAUGUUGAUACGGACAGCAAGUUCAAGGCGGAGCAGCGAAAGCUCCGUGUGCUCCAGGCAGAGCUCAAUGUGGAGGAUAUCAUCAAGGAGCGAACCUACAAGGCGUUCAACGAAAGGUGCCGGUCAUACUUCCACGCCGGCCAGUAGGCACGUGCAAUGAUCCAGUGACUAGUUUUAAGUGGAUUUAUAGAGUGGUAGACAAGAGGGAACUGCCCAACCAGGAGGCAUUUACUAGCACUUGGUUGUAUUUUCGCAAUUUACAACGAGUACAUAUAUGUACAUAUAGAAAA
This is a messenger RNA of Drosophila serrata, 622 nucleotides long. RefSeq names its product Coiled-coil domain-containing 58 (gene Ccdc58). Lineage: Eukaryota; Metazoa; Arthropoda; Insecta; Diptera; Drosophilidae. Gene Ontology annotation, cellular component: mitochondrial intermembrane space; mitochondrion. The record is from RefSeq and is a predicted model, not a curated record.